Mangifera indica (mango) is the source of this 968-nucleotide messenger RNA. RefSeq names its product dynein light chain 1, cytoplasmic-like. The transcript is spliced from 2 exons. Gene Ontology annotation, molecular function: dynein intermediate chain binding; dynein light intermediate chain binding. Bases 550 to 879 code for a protein of 109 amino acids. Gene Ontology annotation, cellular component: dynein complex. The record is from RefSeq and is a predicted model, not a curated record. Lineage: Eukaryota; Viridiplantae; Streptophyta; Magnoliopsida; Sapindales; Anacardiaceae. Gene Ontology annotation, biological process: microtubule-based process.
AUGCACCAAAGUGUGCACACAAUGCCUUACGCUUACUAAUUUGGAUGUCAUGGAAUUUAGUUCAGGAGUCUCACCAUUUACAGGUAUCAACAUUUUGAUCAUCAAAUCAAAUAUAGAGAAAAGCACAAUUGGACAAAAAAAGCGUGUAGGGAAAAGACAAUUCAUUAUCAACGAUAAAACAUCCACCAGUGAAAUUCAUGGCAUAAUAUUUCGCCACAACCACAAACAUCCCACCAUCUCCAAGAUAAUGUGGACCAAUAUUCAUUUUAUCCUCCCAUCCUGAGGCAUCCCAUCUAGCCAUUGAUUAAAGAUGAACCAAAUCCAAUUGCGUAUGAUUCGGCCACCUCCAAUCAACUGAGACCCCUGAUGCUUCCAUGUCCUAAGCUCUAACCAUUGCACCCGACACCUCCUGGAUUCAGACUACAUACAACUGAGCCAUCAGAACCAACCCUUUAUUCACUUCCCCCAUAGAAACCCACCAUUACCAAUCCGUUCAAUCCCCACAUCUUUCUCCUGCUCAUCUUAGUUACUUAGUUUUUCUCAGCUACCAUGUUAGAAGGCAAAGCCAUAGUCAAGGAGACUGACAUGCUUCAAACAAUGCAGCAAAACGCACUUCAUUUGGCUGCAAAGGCUCUUGAUCUUUAUGAUGUUACCGAGUCUACUGAAAUAGCCCGAUUCAUAAAGAAGAAUUUCGACAAGACAUAUGGACCUGGAUGGCAAUGCAUUGUGGGGACAGAUUUUGGUUCAUUUGUGACACACUGCCAUGGCUGCUUCAUCUACUUUGGCAUUGGCAGUCUUGCAAUAAUGCUUUUCAGGGGUGUGGUAAAUCAAGCAGAUGAAGCAAACUUGUUUCCAAUCUUGGAGACUGUAAAGGCAUAGGCGCUGUUUCUUAUAUCCUUUAGGCUUUCCCAUUCUUCCUGGGUUGUAUUAAGAAAAGAAACUGCAAUGGAAGAACAAAUUUCAUGUCU